Molecule: messenger RNA, 984 nt
Organism: Dichotomopilus funicola
Lineage: Eukaryota; Fungi; Ascomycota; Sordariomycetes; Sordariales; Chaetomiaceae
Product: transcription initiation factor IID, 31kD subunit-domain-containing protein
Exons: 2
Coding region: 1-984 (327 amino acids)
Biological process (GO): DNA-templated transcription initiation; RNA polymerase II preinitiation complex assembly
Cellular component (GO): SAGA complex; transcription factor TFIID complex
Molecular function (GO): RNA polymerase II general transcription initiation factor activity; protein heterodimerization activity; transcription coactivator activity
Source: RefSeq, a predicted model, not a curated record
AUGUCCAACGCCGGCGCCGCCGCGCCCCAGAUCAACGGCGCUCCGCCCUCCUCUAGCGACACACAGCAGCCCUCCCAGUCGCAAUCCGCCUCGACACCCGCUCCCGGCCCGAGCCAGAGCCAAAACCAAAACCAGACGCAAACUCAACAACAAACACAACAACAGCAAUCCCAAUCCCAAUCCCAAUCCCAACCGCAACAACCCCAACAACAACCCCACGCCCACGUCCAAUCCCUCGCCGGCGUCGGCACCAACCCCGCCCACAACAACAACAACCCCUCCAACCCCUCCACCACCGCCCCGCGCCCCCGCGACGCCCGCACAAUCGAACUCCUCCUCACCGCCCAAGGCGUGACCUCCUUCGAGCAGCGCGUGCCCCUCCUCCUGCUGGACUUCGCCUACCGCCACACGGCCUCCAUCCUCUCCGACGCGCUGCACCUAUCCGCUGACCCGUAUACUUCCCACGCCGGCGCAAGACCGUCGGCUGCGUCGGGCGCUGCGCCUGUUAAUGUGGGCGAUGCGGCGGUUAGUAGUAAUGCGGUGCAGUUGGCAAUUGCGAGUCGGUUGGGGUUUCAGUUUCGCGGGGGGGUGGGAGGGGCUGGUGGUGGUGUGGGCGGUGGUGGUGGUGCGAGUAAGGAAUGGAUGUUGGAGUUGGCGCGGGAGAGGAACAAGAUUGCGCUGCCGAGGGUGAUGCCUAGCGAGUGGGGGGUGCGAUUGCCUGGGGAGAGGUUUGUGUUGAGUGGUGUGCCGUGGGGAUUGAAGAAUGUGUGGGAGGGCCAGGAAGGGAUGGAUGCGAGUAGUGAGGAGGAGGAUGAGGAGGACGAGGGGGAUGUGAUGAUGCUGGAUAGUGGUGCUGGGGCGGGUGGGAAUAAGGAUGGUGAUGAUGCUAUGGAUGUUGAGGGUGAGGAUGAGGUUGAAGGCGGGACGAUUGGGGAUGUCUUUGGGGAUGAUGGGUUGGAGGAUGAGGAGAUGGCUGAGGCGUGA